CCGCCGAGCUCGGAUCGGGAACGACGGGCGGGUCGGGGCCGGGUCAGAGGCGCGUCGGAAGCCGCCGCUGCAGCCUGGGCCCCGCAGAGGAAGGAAGCCGGCCGGCGGGGGAGGUGAAGCUCGCGUGUGGAGUGACACAGUCAAAUCAGACGCCAGAUGGACAGUGAGACAAGAGUGUCAGAAAGGAUUGGGCCGCGCUGCGAGAAUCAGCCUGGAGGCCAAGUGUUGACGAGCUGCUGAAAAGGAAGCCAGUGGGAGGACUGUGGGCCGCAGAGGAAGUGGCACCCUGUCUUCAGUCAUACCAUUGAUGGAGGACAGAUGGACAGCCGGACAGCCAGUCGCCUCUCCUCUUAAACCUUUGGAGAGUUGUCCUUUGUCCUCUCCUGGACACGUAUUAGGAAUCUUAAAUUACACUCUGAAUUCGCUUUCUACAGAAUCAUAAGACCAGACUGCAGCGGGAGGACUGCUCUGUUGCAUGGUCCCAGACUCGCCACCAUGAGUGCCGAGGGCUACCAGUACCGAGCACUGUAUGAUUACAAAAAGGAACGGGAUGAAGAUAUUGACUUGCACUUGGGUGAUGUCUUGACUGUGAAUAAAGGGUCCUUAGUAGCUCUUGGAUUCAGUGACGGACAGGAAGCCAGGCCUGAAGAAAUCGGCUGGUUAAAUGGUUAUAAUGAAACCACGGGGGAAAGAGGGGACUUUCCGGGAACUUAUGUUGAAUAUAUUGGAAGGAAAAGAAUCUCGCCUCCCACACCAAAGCCCCGACCACCUCGACCCCUUCCUGUUGCACCAGGUUCUUCAAAAGCUGAAGCAGAUAGUGAACAACAGCAAGCUUUGGCUCUUCCAGAUCUCGCUGAGCAGUUUGCCCCUCCCGACAUUGCUCCGCCUCUUCUCGUGAAGCUCCUGGAAGCCAUUGAAAAGAAAGGUCUGGAAUGUUCAACUCUAUACAGAACACAGAGCUCCAGCAACCCGGCCGAAUUGCGACAGCUUCUUGAUUGUGAUGCCGCCUCCAUGGACUUGGAAAUGAUCGAUGUGCAAGUUUUGGGAGAUGCUUUCAAACGCUAUCUUAUGGACUUACCGAAUCCUGUCAUUCCAGUAGCCGUUUACAAUGAAAUGAUUUAUUUAGCCCAAGAAGUACAAAGCUCUGAGGACUACAUCCAGCUGUUGAAGAAGCUCAUUAGGGCACCUAACAUACCUCAUCAGUAUUGGCUGACGCUUCAGUAUUUGCUAAAACAUUUCUUCAAGCUCUGUCAGACCUCCAGCAAGAAUCUCCUGAGUGCGAGAGUGCUCUCUGAACUUUUCAGCCCUCUGCUUUUCAGAUUCCCAGCAGCCAGCUCUGAGAAUACUGAACACCUCAUUAAAGUUAUAGAAAUUUUAAUAUCAACGGAGUGGAAUGAGCGACAGCCUGCACCAGCAUUGCCUCCUAAACCACCAAAACCCACUAGUGUAGCCAACAACGGUAUGAAUAACAAUAUGUCCUUACAAGAUGCUGAGUGGUACUGGGGAGAUAUCUCAAGGGAAGAAGUGAAUGAAAAACUUCGAGAUACAGCUGAUGGGACCUUUUUGGUACGAGACGCAUCUACUAAGAUGCAUGGGGAUUAUACUCUUACACUAAGGAAAGGAGGAAAUAACAAAUUAAUCAAAAUAUUCCACCGAGAUGGGAAAUAUGGCUUCUCUGACCCACUGACCUUCAACUCUGUGGUUGAACUAAUAAACCACUACCGGAAUGAGUCUCUAGCUCAGUAUAAUCCCAAACUGGACGUGAAAUUACUUUAUCCAGUGUCCAAAUACCAACAGGAUCAAGUUGUCAAAGAAGAUAAUAUUGAAGCUGUAGGGAAAAAAUUACAUGAAUAUAACACUCAAUUUCAAGAAAAAAGCCGGGAAUAUGAUAGAUUAUAUGAAGAUUAUACCCGUACUUCCCAGGAAAUCCAAAUGAAAAGAACAGCUAUUGAAGCAUUUAAUGAAACCAUAAAAAUAUUUGAAGAACAGUGCCAAAGCCAGGAACGGUACAGCAAAGAAUACAUAGAAAAAUUUAAACGCGAAGGCAAUGAGAAAGAAAUACAAAGGAUUAUGCAUAAUUAUGAGAAGUUAAAGUCCCGAAUCAGUGAAAUUGUGGACAGUAGAAGGAGACUGGAGGAAGACCUGAAGAAGCAGGCAGCUGAGUACCGGGAGAUUGACAAACGCAUGAACAGCAUUAAACCAGACCUCAUUCAGCUGAGAAAGACAAGAGACCAAUACUUGAUGUGGUUGACUCAGAAAGGUGUUCGGCAGAAGAAGCUGAAUGAGUGGCUGGGCAAUGAAAAUACGGAAGACCAAUACUCGCUGGUGGAAGAUGAUGAGGAUCUGCCGCACCACGAUGAGAAGACCUGGAACGUGGGCAGCAGCAACAGGAACAAAGCGGAGAACCUACUCCGAGGGAAACGAGACGGCACCUUCCUGGUCCGGGAGAGCAGCAAACAGGGCUGCUACGCCUGCUCUGUCGUGGUGGACGGCGAGGUCAAGCAUUGUGUCAUCAACAAAACGGCCACCGGCUAUGGCUUUGCCGAACCCUAUAACUUGUACAGCUCCCUGAAAGAACUGGUGCUACAUUACCAACACACGUCCCUCGUGCAGCACAAUGACUCGCUCAACGUCACACUAGCCUACCCGGUAUACGCACAGCAGAGGCGAUGAAGCACUUGUCCUCAGAUCCUGCUCCUGACGUUCAACCACCCUGAGGCCUCUGGAAAGCACAGGGCUCCUCUCCAGCCCGACCUGUCAUUGAGCUGCGGAAACGAAGCCAUCUGCCUUCAGAUGGGACUCGAGCUUCUGACAAAAGAGUACAGGGGAAGACACGCAGCCUAGCACCGAGUAGUGACCCUACGUUUCUAAUCUGGAGCGCUUGUCCUUCCUUACAUUUUUGGAGGUUUUUUUUUCUUUUUUUUUCUUUUCUUUUGGUUUAAUUUAAGCCACAACAACACAAAGAGAAAAAGAAAUGCAAAAAUCUCUGCGUGCAGGGACAAAGAGGCCUUUAACCAUGGUGCUUGUUCAUGCUUUCUGAAGCUUUACCAGCUCAAAGUGGGGGACCUUGGAGACCAGAGGAUGGCCGGGCUCUAGAGCCCCGGCCUGCAAACGCUCGCGCCAGGCUGGCUGGGCCUGGGCCUUGCUGUGCACGGUGGACCCAGACACGUCGCACUGUGGAUUAUUUCCUAAGAAAUGAACGAUAUGUAGCAGAAAGGCACUUCGGCUCACGAGAGACAUUUUAGGAGAACGUCCACUCAACGUACAGUCAGAGGAAAUUCUGUCGUAGCAGAGUGUCAGAAGUGUUUUGUUUAGACUUUAAAAAAAAAAAAAAAUGACCCCACCAACGACGGAGAAACGGAGCUUGGAGAACAGGACUUUAAAUGACAUUCAUUAUAUAAAAUAUGUACAUAACAGUGGAUGAUUAACUAUCAACUAGAUGGAUUUGUAUCAAUACCAAAUAGCUUCUGUUUUGUUUUGCUGAAGGCUAAAUUCACAGUGCUAUGCAAUUUUUAAUUGUCAUUGUUAUCUCCGUUUUAAAUGUACCUUCAGAAUAAGCUUCCCCACCCUAGUUUCUGUUGCCUGAAAAUACUGUCCCUGAUUUUUUUGUUAUUGUUAAUAUUCAUUUGUGAUUCUUUUCCUUUUUUAAAAAAGAAAUGUACAGAAUGCCAGUUAAAAAAAAAAUGGCUUCAGAAUUAAAACUAUGAAAUAUUUUACGGUUUUUCUUGUACAGAGUACUUGGCUAUUAGCCCAAGGUUAAAAAGUUCCUAACAGAUUUUUUGGACUAAAUGUUUUGUUGGGCAGUGCCUGAUAAGCUUCAAAGCUGCUUUAUUCAAUAAAAAAGAGAAAGAUAUAUAAAUAUGACAAA
Messenger RNA from Lontra canadensis (Northern American river otter), 3868 nucleotides. It is a transcript of the gene PIK3R1, whose product is annotated as phosphoinositide-3-kinase regulatory subunit 1. Gene Ontology annotation, biological process: insulin receptor signaling pathway; phosphatidylinositol phosphate biosynthetic process. The record is from RefSeq and is a predicted model, not a curated record. Gene Ontology annotation, molecular function: protein binding; 1-phosphatidylinositol-3-kinase regulator activity. NCBI's taxonomy places the organism in Eukaryota, Metazoa, Chordata, Mammalia, Carnivora, Mustelidae. The transcript has 16 exons. The coding region runs from base 496 to 2673 and encodes 725 amino acids. Gene Ontology annotation, cellular component: phosphatidylinositol 3-kinase complex.